CAAGGAACUGGCAUAUCUUUCUUUCAGAUAGCAAUGAUUCCAAUACCAUUGGUUGUGGUUGUGCUAGGAGGAUGGUGCGCUAUUUACCUGGCUGAUACAUUUUUCUUGACAUCAAAGUCUUUCAGGAACACUUAUGGACUCUGGCUAACCAGACAUGGGUUGACAUUAUCCCCUUUCCACAUCCGUUGGCAAAGUACUCUUUUCAACCAUCUGUUUUACAAAUGGGGACGUUGGAAGCCUCGGUUUCUCUACAUAUGGUUCAGCUUGGGUAUGGUGUUUGGAAUUAUUGCAAUGUUUGGAUCCAUAAUACUUCUGGGCAAAACACUUAUACAAACACUAAGUCAGAUGAUGUCAGAGAGCCCAGGGACCCAGAAUGAUCGAAUGCUUCAAGUUGUGGUGCCUGGUGUAAAUCUGCCCAUCAGCCAGCUGACAUAUUUCUUCUCUGCAAUCCUUAUUAGCGGUGUAAUACAUGAAGUAGGACAUGGUGUGGCUGCCGUAAGAGAAAACGUUCAACUUAAUGGCUUUGGGAUCUUCAUAUUUGUGGUCUACCCUGGUGCAUUUGUUGACCUGUUUACUACUCAUUUGCAGCUUGUGUCACCUGUUCAACAACUACGUAUAUUUUGUGCAGGUGUAUGGCAUAAUUUCAUUCUCGGGGUUGUAGGCAUCUUAAUAUUAUUUCCACUCCCUGCUCUUCUGUAUCCCUUUUAUUACACUGGUGCUGGAGCGCUGGUUACUGACGUUUUAGAGGACUCUCCUGCUAGUGGAGCUAGAGGACUGUUUGUCCGUGACCUUGUGACACAGCUGCAAGACUGCCAAGUGACUGGUGUGGAUGACUGGCAUUCUUGCCUUGUUGGAAUUUCCCAGAAGCCUCAGACUGGCUACUGCAUAAACACUGCAACCCUUCAGCAACUUCAUUUCCCUAGCAGAGUGUAUAGAAGACUGGAUGGUUCCAUCGAAUGCUGCAGUAACAAUAGUCUGUCUGACAUAUGCUUCUCAUACAGCAGUGAUAUGAACAACCAACUGUUUGCCUGUCUACCUGCACGAAAGGCUAUCUAUACCAGUAAAGAAUGCAGAUCAAACACAGAUUGUCAGGACUCUACAAAUAGAGUUUGUGCUGUUCCAUCAUUAGAAAAUCAAACUCGCCUGAUAAGGGUAAAGCACCCACCUCAAUUAGAGAUGUUAUUUGUUGGUUAUCCCGUACAUCUAGAAUAUGGAGUGAGCCUGAGUAAUUUUGUGCCACGAUUCAGCUUUCUCAGUAUAGAUCUUCCAGUGGUUAUAGAGACUUUCUGCAAAUAUUUAAUUUCUCUGUCAGGGGCUCUAGCAGUGAUCAAUGCAGUUCCCUGUUUUGCUCUUGAUGGACAAUGGAUAUUAAACUCUUUCCUUGAAGCCACGUUGUCUUCUAUCAUCAUAGAAAAGCAGAAUCGUGAACUUGUGGGUUUCUUCAUUCUGCUGGCUGGAAGUGCUCUUUUAAUGGCAAAUGUGGUCCUUGGACUUUGGAUGGUGACAGCCCGGUAAUCAAUGUACCUUCACAUCAAACCUUCAAAUGUGUAUAAAUGACUUGUAAUUAAACAGUUGAUUAGUUUAACAGGCAUUUCCACCAUAAAUUAUUAAUGGUAUAUAGUAUGCACAGUUCCAUAUGCAACUCUACCAUUUUUAUCAAGCUCAAAAAGGACUCAAUAUAUAUUUUGACAAAGGUGGAGCUACAAGUAUGUGGACUUCUAAAGUGACAUUGAAAGAUCAACUUUAAUCAGAUUUAAUCAGAAGAAUGGAUAAUUAAUUUCCUUGGCUCACCCAAGUAGCAAUCAUCAACAGAGAUCAGACCUUUUCAGUAGAUAUCAGACCGAGAACACCCAUUUCAGAUGGGUAAAAGACUCCUCAUCUUGACACUGUCUUUCAUACUUUGUUCUUAGGGCAGGAUGGACAAAAAUCCUAGCCUGAUAUUGUGUCCUACCUAUAUGUCUGUUAGCUUUCACUUUAAUAUUUUUUUAGCUGCUUAGCUGAAUGUCCGGUAUACCCAAUGUAUCCUCAAAGGUAUAGUUAGAUACAUUGCAUGGGAUAACUUUAAAAAAAAAAUACAUUUGAUUUAUCCAUGCUUGCACAUAUUUUUUUAAGGCUGUAAAAGAUAUAUUCCAUAAACAGGAGCAAACUUUUUUUUUUUCUACCUCAGCUAAGGCGUACUGGUAUGCUACAGCAUACUAUGUUCCCAGUAUCCCGUGUCUUAGUAGUAUUUCAGGAUAAACAGAAGAAAGCUGGUUCUCUCUUAUAGGAACAAUACCUUAGACACACCUUAGAAUCUCUAUGUCCAUACUUUUUUACUUCAAUAUUUGCUCUUUUUAUCCAAACAUACAAACCUUCAGUGUGAUACAAAGUGUCUUCCGUUUCAGCUCCAGUGCCAUCCUUGUAUUUAAAGAGCAAGACAAGUCCAAAUUAAACUUGCAUGAUUCAGAUAGAGCAUGACAGUUUAAGACACUUUUACAUUUACUUCUAUUUUCAAAUGUGCUUAAUUUUCUUGGUAUCCCUUGUUGAAAAUGAAUACACACAUAUCAUACACUAGUGGGAGCUAACUGCUGAUUGGUGCCUGCAUACAUUUGUCUCUUGUGAAUGGCUAACUAGAUAUGUUCAUCUAGCUGCCAGUAGAGCAAAUAUGUUCCUUCAGCAAAGGAUAACAAGUUAAUGAAGCAAAUUUGAUAAUAGAAGUAAAUUAAAACGUUGUUUAAAAUUCUAUGUUCUAUCCAAAUCAUGAAAUAAAAUAAAAUGUUGGAGUUUCCAAUCCCUUUAAGACUCACAUAUAUUGUGUAGAGCAGGGGUGUCCAAACUUUGCUCUCCAGAGGUUUUGGAACUACAUUUCCCAUGAUGCUCAGCUAGAUAAAAUGCUGGCUGAGCAUCAUCGGAAAUGUAGUUCCAAAACCUCUGGAGAGCAAAGUUUGGACACCCCUGGUGUAGAGGUUUGGCACUUGUAUGUGGAAUGACCUUUUAUGUUUGAUGCAUUAAUUUAAUCAUAGAUAUUAUAGCAUAUAUUUUAACUUAUAACCAAGCCAGAGUCCUGUGAUAACCUGGCAGUUCCAGUUGUCUGGCAUAUCUGAGGUGAUCAUAGCUCUCAAAUUUGUGAGUAGUUUUAACUGGGAAUACCCUAUAAGAUAUUUGGACUACAUUGCAAUACAUUUUGUUUCCUUUCCUCUUUUAUUCUUCUAUAGCGUUGGGGAAGAAGAAUCACUUUAUACACAUUUUGUUUGUAAUGCAUUUAUUAGCAUUAAUUAUUGUUUUGUUAUUUUCACACAUUUGUUAUCAAAUAUACUGUACAGGCUUUGCAUCUAGCAGCCUUGCAACUAAGCAAUACCACUUGUUUACAUUGUAA
Messenger RNA from Bombina bombina (fire-bellied toad), 3355 nucleotides. RefSeq names its product membrane bound transcription factor peptidase, site 2 (gene MBTPS2). Gene Ontology annotation, molecular function: metalloendopeptidase activity; protein binding. Gene Ontology annotation, cellular component: membrane; cytoplasm. The record is from RefSeq and is a predicted model, not a curated record. Lineage: Eukaryota; Metazoa; Chordata; Amphibia; Anura; Bombinatoridae. Gene Ontology annotation, biological process: membrane protein intracellular domain proteolysis; regulation of response to endoplasmic reticulum stress. The transcript is spliced from 11 exons. The coding region runs from base 34 to 1515 and encodes 493 amino acids.